Molecule: messenger RNA, 334 nt
Organism: Closterium sp. NIES-67
Lineage: Eukaryota; Viridiplantae; Streptophyta; Zygnematophyceae; Desmidiales; Closteriaceae
Source: the annotation of a GenBank genome assembly
GUCCUUUGAACGUCGUUGAGCAGCGUAACAAAUGUCGCCUCAUUCUCGACCUUCGCAAAGUCAACGCCCACCUCGAAAUUCCAAAGUUCAAGUAUGAAGGCUUGAACCGGGUAGCCGAACUCAUCCAUCCCGGCGACUGGAUGUUCUCCAUCGACCUGAAGUCCGGCUAUCACCACGUCGAGAUGCACCCCUCCUCCUGGAAGUACUUGGGCUUCCAAUUUGAGGGCGCGUACUACUCCUUCCGCUCGCUGCCGUUUGGUCUCGCCACCGCCCCGUUCGUUUUCACCCAGCUAAUCAAACAAAGACCCAUAUGAAAUGAAGCACGCUGCCUCUC